AUGCAGUUUUUGCUGGAGCAAUGCCUACAAUGGCAAGUGUUAAAUUGUCUACACUCCGUCCUAUCGUAAAUCAUCCUCACUAUGAAGAUGCAGGAUUGAGGGCCAGAACUAAAAUAGUGUACUCUAUGUACAGUCGAAAACCUGCAAAAGAAGUAAAAAGAGAAUUGGUAAAACUAGGAGUGAAUUAUUAUAUCCUGGAAGAGUCGUUGUGUGUAAGCAGAAAAAAGCCUGGUUGCAGUAUGCCUGAAAUUUGGGAUGUUGAAGAUCCUGCUAACAGUGGCAGAAUUCCUUUGUGUACCCUUAUGAGCAAGGAUUCUAGGCCACAUUUCAUCACUGUAUUUGAAAAUAGCAAUUACAGAGUCUUGAAGAUUCCAAAGGAGUAA
Chaetura pelagica (chimney swift) is the source of this 383-nucleotide messenger RNA. Its product is annotated as probable C-mannosyltransferase DPY19L1. NCBI's taxonomy places the organism in Eukaryota, Metazoa, Chordata, Aves, Apodiformes, Apodidae. Gene Ontology annotation, cellular component: nuclear inner membrane. Gene Ontology annotation, molecular function: mannosyltransferase activity. The record is from RefSeq and is a predicted model, not a curated record. The annotation marks the transcript as partial. The transcript is spliced from 3 exons.